UCAAUUUGGACUUCCAAAUAUUUAGGCCUUUAUUGGGCUGGGUUGAGUUUGUUUUAAGGCCCGUUAAGCCAUCACCGAACUGGACCAUUAAGGGUGCUUUGAAGGCGGAACCCACCAUAGCUGAACCUCCUUCCAAGGAAGAAAUUCAAGAUAUAAUCACCACCGCCGCCGCCAGUACAGCAGACAUUGAAAAUGAGGAAGAAGCAGGGGAUGAACGCAUGGAUGAUGCCGGUGGCGCCGUCGAUGAAGUUGCGCGAGCACUCAAUGUUGCUGAUGCUCUCGGAAAGGCUGAUAAAUUGGACGAUAUUGCCCUCGGUUUGAAGGAGCUUGACAUGGAACAUUACGAUGAUGAAGAUGAAGGAGUUGAGGUAUUUAGUUCCGGGAUUGGUGAUCUUUAUUAUCCAAGUAGCGACCUGGAUCCUUAUAUCAAAGAUAAGAACGAUGAUGAUGACUCUGAGGAACUCGAAGACAUGCUCAUUAAUCCAACUGAUUCUAUCAUUAUUUGUGCUCGUACUGAGGACGAUCUCAGUCUUCUCGAGGUUCAUAUACUUGAGGACGUCGGUACUAGUGAGAUGAACAUGUAUGUCCAUCAUGAUAUCAUAAUUCCUGCCUUUUCGCUAUCCACAGCUUGGCUUGACUGCCUUCAAGGAAGAGAGAAAGGAAACUUCUUAGUUGUUGGUUCAAUGGAACCGUCAAUAGAAAUUUGGGACCUUGAUGUUAUUGAUGCAGUGCAGCUAUGCAUGGUUUUAGGUGGCAUUUCAGAGAAAAAGAAGAAGGGGAAGAAGAAGUCAAUCAAAUACAAAGAUGACAGUCACACUGACUCUGUACUUGGUCUUGCCUGGAACAAAGCGCUCAGGAAUGUACUUGCUAGUACCACUGCUGACAAGCAAGUCAAGAUUUGGGAUGUGGCUACUGGGAAGUGUGAGAGUACAAUAGAGCAUCACUUAGACAAGACAAGUACAGUUGCUUGGAAUCAUCAUGAACCAAAAAUUCUUCUUAUUGGUUCAUUUGAUCGUAUUGUGGUCCUAAGGGAUGGAAGGAUGUCAUCCCAUCCUGGUUAUAAGUGGUCAGUCACAGCUGAUGUCGAGAGCUUGGCCUGGGAUCCACACACUAACCACUAUUUUGUGGUGUUGAGUCUCGAGGAUGGUACUGUCAAGUGUUUUGAUGUUCGGACCGCAAUGUCUGAAUCCACAUCUGAUCUAAGUUCUACAUUUACUCUUCAUGCACAUGACAAAGCUGUUACCUCAGUAUCCUAUAAUGUGUCAGCACCUAAUCUACCUGCUACUGGAUCGAUGGACAAAAUGGUAAUGCUUUGGGAUUUAUCGAACAACCAACCAUCUGUUGUGGCAUCUAAAAACUCCAAUGCUGUAACUGUAUUUUCUAUUUCAUUCUCAGAGGACAAUCCCUUUGUGUUGGCUAUAGGAGGCUUAGAGGGAAAAUUGCAAGUUUGGGACACUUUAUCUGAGUCUGCUGUCUCUCAGCGUUAUGAAAAUUACAACAAGAAUAGAACUCGGUCGUGUUAUAAUUGA
Messenger RNA from Arachis duranensis, 1529 nucleotides. RefSeq lists its product as uncharacterized. The record is from RefSeq and is a predicted model, not a curated record. Gene Ontology annotation, molecular function: protein binding. Gene Ontology annotation, biological process: rRNA processing. The coding region runs from base 219 to 1529 and encodes 436 amino acids. The transcript has 17 exons. Lineage: Eukaryota; Viridiplantae; Streptophyta; Magnoliopsida; Fabales; Fabaceae. Gene Ontology annotation, cellular component: nucleus.